AUGCCUUCCCACAGAGACCGCGACCGCGAACGUGACCGUUCAAGAUCGCCAGACAGGGAAGACGAGUUGCCAGAAGGCGUUUCGCCCAUAUCCGAGUCUGACUAUUUUCUGAAAAACUCGGAAUUCAGCAUAUGGCUGAGGGACGAGAAGGGAAAGUACUUUGAUGAACUCUCGGGGGAGAGGGCGAGGAGUUAUUUUAGAAAGUUCGUCAAGACGGGGUAUAAAUGGUCUUUCGCAUCCAAAAGUUCAGGAACGGACGCGGAAGCUCUGCGAUCCGCCAGAGAAGAUGUUGAUUCUGCCACUUAUGGUCCUGGUCGUAAGUCUCGUGGGGACACCAGAGCGACCGGCGGCAGAACGCUUGGCCCUACACUUCCUUCAGCGUCUGAUUUGGUGCUCGCACGGGAAGCCGCGUCCGAGUACCAAGCAACAGAACGUGACCUGAAGCGGAAGCGGGAUCGUGCAGAAGCCAAAGACCGUCUAGAAGAUAUCGUAGGGCCGAAGGAAGUCGGGAGAGAGGCAAUGUUGGAAAAGAAGCGCGCACGCAGAGAAAAUGAUAAAGCGUUUGGAGAAAAAGGCGAUGAGGGCCUCGAAGCAGACGAAUCGACUUUAUUGGGUGGAGGGGACAGCUUCAAAGAUCACAUUGCACGACGCGAGGCAGCCCGACGACGAUGGGAGGAGAAACGUGCCGCUGGGCGCGAAGAUAAGGAGGCGGCGACAAGGGAACGUGCGGUUGCUAUGCGGGAGAAGGAGAGGGCGACGAUGGAUAUGUUCCAGAAGCUUGCCAAAGAGCGGUUCGGAUAGAAGUUGUGUGGUCGCACACACAUCCGUACUGUAACUAUGCCCCGACCCAAUUACCUUGUUCUUGCUCAUAUGAGACUACCGACGUUCCGGGUACUUACGCCGUCCUAUGUUAAGUUGCUAGAAACUGAUAAGCACCAAUUUGCUCCC
This is a messenger RNA of Pisolithus orientalis, 948 nucleotides long. RefSeq lists its product as uncharacterized. The record is from RefSeq and is a predicted model, not a curated record. NCBI's taxonomy places the organism in Eukaryota, Fungi, Basidiomycota, Agaricomycetes, Boletales, Pisolithaceae. The transcript is spliced from 5 exons. Bases 1 to 801 code for a protein of 266 amino acids.